Folsomia candida is the source of this 2536-nucleotide messenger RNA. RefSeq lists its product as uncharacterized. The transcript has 4 exons. The record is from RefSeq and is a predicted model, not a curated record. NCBI's taxonomy places the organism in Eukaryota, Metazoa, Arthropoda, Collembola, Entomobryomorpha, Isotomidae. The coding region runs from base 593 to 1756 and encodes 387 amino acids. Gene Ontology annotation, molecular function: protein binding.
UAUCUACCUAUCCAGUUACAUACUUUAUGUGGAACGGAUUGCAGCUGCCGAUUGUUCGUAUUCGUUUCUCUUAUUUCUUCUAAGAGAGAGAUAAAUAUAGUGGACAAGUUUAUAAUUAGUGUAUUAAUUUUGAUUUCGUGUACCUUACUUAUUUUUUUUCCUGUUACCUACUUUCUGGUGUGUUUAAGAGUGAGCGGCAUAUAAAUAGAAGUAAGGAGUGACAAUUGAUGAGUUUUUCAAAAUUCAGGCAAACCAGUAUUAUUCCCGAUCAGAAUUUGGCGCGGCUUUUCGAACAUAUACAAACGCACUAGAAGUUUCUCCAUCUAGAAUUGAUCUUCUAUCGAAUCGUGCCGCUGCAUCGAUUCAACUUGGAUUUUGGGACAGGGCUCUCCAAGACACGGAACUAGUCCUGCAAACAAACCCAACCCAUAAGAAAUGUCUCUAUCGUAAAAUCAAGGCUUUGUGGGGUCUCAAUCGAUAUAAGGAUGCUUUCAACUUCUUGAAGGAAAACGAGUCCCAUGUGGAAGGAAUUGACUUGGAUCAGGCCACAAAACUCGUGCAACAGUCCUUGGGCCAUUACGACAUUGCCGAGAUGUACACCCUGGAUCGAGAAAAACGGCACGACAUCGCCGAGUACUUCGGACCUGUUGAAAUAAAACGAAUUUCAGGAAAGGGACGCGGACUAGUGGUCAAGGAAAAAAUAAAUAUGGGACAGUUAAUUAUGUGCUCAAAGGCUUUUGAGAUAGCAUUUGACCAAGACACGAUACAUUUCCGGGGUCAAAACGAGAUUCCAGAUACGACAGAAUGGGACAAUUCUAACACUUGCGAAGGUCGUGUUUUUGAAAAGCUCAAAAUGGAUGCAUCCCUCCGGCCACAAAUUCAAAAGCUGUACUCAGGAGAUGAUACCGAUAGUCAGAGCAAACCUUGGAAAACAGAUGACGAUCUAACGAAAGGCCUACAUUCUGUCAUGAAAUUUAACUCCUUCCGUUGUGAGGAGAAUUUGAGCGCUUCGACAGCCGGAGGUAAAAACCUUUGUGCUCUAUGGAUCCUGCCAUCCUAUUUUAAUCACAGCUGUAUUGACAGCAACGCAUACUAUCAGCUGUUCGGAGACAUGAUGUUUGUUCGAGCCGUGAAGAAAAUUCGAGAAGGUGAAGAAGUGACCAUCACCUACUGGCCAGUGAACCAUCCAGCACGAAGAGAAGUAAUAGCAGCACGAAACUUCAUGUGUGAGUGUCGUCUGUGUCAGCUGGAACGAAAAGACGAGGAAGAGGGAUCUCCAGUUCCCGCCAAAAUAUCGAACCUGCUCAAACUUAUACGACAGAAUUUCAACAGUGGAAAUCCAAACCUAGACAUAAGUUUGGAAUGUGUCCGUAAAAUCGCGGCUCUACGACCCGAGCUGCAACGGGAUUUAAACGUGGCGCUUCUCUCCCCUGAAGUUGACGCUCUCCUGAAACUCACAAGGAUUUGUGAGAAAUCUAUCUUCAUCCUGGAAGCAAUGCACUCCGUCUGUGCCAACAAUGCCUUAGUUUUCAGCUCUCCGUUCCAAUCUCAAAACCUAGCCCGUUGUUAUACAGGGGAGAAGGAUGCCGCGAAUGUCCGAAAGUGGUGGCGAGUGUUCAAAAGAGAUGUUUUGGCCGCACACGGGGACUUUACUCAAGGGGUAAAAAUAAACGAGCUAGGUUUGCAUGCAGAUGAGAUUGAAUUUUAUGAGAAAUUGGAGGCUGACCCGAAUGCAAAACUAGCCUCGAUAAGCUAAAGCUACUCCAUAGAGUUUAAAACUUAACAUAACCUUUAUGUAGAAUUGUCGCAAUUUCAGAUGUACAAAAUUUUAGGAACAUAGUUCAAGAUAUACCCAUUGACCAUGAAUGCCCCUCGUCCAUACCCAGAGAAAUACGUCUUGAAAUAUCCCAAAUUCAUUUUGAUACGUUUUUUUGCAAUAUUUUAAUUUUCGCAUAUAUUAGGCAUAGAUACGAUUUAUAUGACUGCUUAUAUAUAUAUAUAUUUAAUCUCCAUCACAAUUCCCUUGUCAACUAACAGCGAUAAUAACUCUGUAAUGUGACCAUAACAAUUUUCGAAUUCUUAAUUUGGUAAGAAAUCAAUUGGAAAUUGCUAAAGAUUUUUUUCACGUCGCAAAGAAAUCUUUUGACGUUACUAAGGAAUUUUUUAACGUUGCUAAGGAUUUAUUUCCCGUUGCAAAUGGAUUUUUGAAACAUUGGGAAGGUAUUUUUGAAUCAUUGCCAAAGAUUUUUUUGCGUGAUAAGGAUUUUUUUAAGGAUGAAAUUUUUUUGCGGUUGAUAAGGAAUUUUUUUAACGUUGUAAAGGGAUCAUAAUCCUAUAUAUAUAUACGGAUUAAUAUAUAUUAAUCCGUCCAAGUAUUUUCUGCUCAUGGGUGGUUUGGCCGUUUUAUCCUUGUAUAAAUAAACUAUAUACCAAGAAUUUUGUUCUUUAGGUAGGCUAUUUUUCUAUUGGGACGUACAGUGUGCUGUUGGCAGAGUUGUUCCAAAUAAACCAAAAUCAUAAAUAAUAAAUAACUAAA